UCUCGCAUGGCCUGCCCAUUUGAAGCCGCGAUCGCGCAGGUCCGACAGUUCGGGGCGUUCGCCUCCGCGGGCGCGCUGCCGCCGUUGCCAUCGCUCCUCUUGGUACUGGAUGGCGUGGACGACCCGCUCGAAUGGCCGCUCUGCGCCGCCCAAGCCGCGCAGAUAGACGCACGCUAUCCGUCCUGCAUCGUCCCCGCCACCAACAUGAGGUUCGUUGGCGAAGAGGGCUACGCCGCAAUGCUCGCCGAGCUGCACAAGCACGUUCUCAAGCGCAUGGGGCCGACGGGUGCGAUGCAGCUCCAGCUCUCGCACUUGGCGAUCGACAACGUUGGCGACGCGGCGACGUUGCAGCUGCGUCCGACGAGUGGCGACGCCAUGGACAACACGCUCACGUUUGGCUCGGUGGUCGUGUUCCUUCCGUCCAUUCGCGAAGGCGGCGCCAUCACGUUCGCGUAUGGCAGCGAGACAGAGACCGUUGACGUUGAUACGUCGCCGGUCGUGACGACCUUUGCGUCGGCUUUUCUCAGCACGUCGAUCACGUCGGCGCCGAUUGUAUCGGGUCGCCGCGUCGCGUUGGUCUUCCGCUUGGUCUACGACGAGAAGCACGAGGAUAUGCGACUGGCGCCGCCCAACCAAAAACCGGCCAUUGCAGCGUUCACGGCGCUCGCCCACUCACCCUUGGAUCGGGUCCAGCGCAUUGGUCUGCCCGUUGCGCUUGCGGACAAAGGCGGUGGUUUGACGUUUGAUGGUCUGGACCGCGUCGACACGGGCCUCGUCCACUUCUUCUUGUCGAUGAAGAGCUUUGACGUCGCUCUGGCUUAUUGCUGCGCGGACUCGGAAGAGUCGGAGAACCGAAUCAGUCAGGUAGUGCUGCAUCCGGCGUGCGGCGCGCCGCCCGAGCUGCAAGACGCGUGCGACUACAAGUACUUGGAUCUCAUGUUACACGGACGCGACCAUGGCAUGCGGUACGAGUAUGUGCUGGCUUUUUGGCCGACGCACCACCGCGUGGUCAUCGCCGACCGGGCCGACGCGCUGACGUACUUGGCCGCGACGCUGCUCGGCGAUACACCAUGGGCCGAGCUGGUCGGCGAUGCGCCUCGGGCGACGAGCGUCUUUGGGUUCACAGACACGAACGCCGUCUUGCGAGCCACCAUGUCGACGUUCCGCGCCGAACGCGCGCGCGAGCAGACUCUCUGCGGGCGCCGCUGGUUUCUUGAGCACCGUGCGACGCUCAGUGAGCGACCGCUGACGACCCUCUCCCGGCUCUUGACGCACCAAAACGAUCUCGACUUGACGCUCCUGUUCAUCGCCGACAUUGUCUCGAUCCAGCGCAACGUCUGCAUGUCGGAGCUCGCGCUGUGGCUGCAUGGCCUCUUCAUAGCGCAUGGAUGGGGCCCAUUCCAACCGGCCUUCCUACAGCUUGUUGCGCGCUGGUGCGCCAACGACAUGGCCGAUCUGCUGCACUUUCUGGCGAGCUUGGCCGGCCUCGACGAUGCCCCGCUGUGUCCACCACUGCGCCAAAAGCACAGCGCCGAGCUCCUCAAGCGCUGCUGGGCGAGUCUCCAACUCAGAUUCCGGUAUCGCGAGGUCCGUCGUGAGGCUGCGAUUGUCAAGUACUGUCUCCUUCUCGAAGCAUAUGUCUCCCACACGGCGCCCGAGCGCGCGUACGCCAACUAUUUGGGCGACCACCUCCCACCGGUGCUAGUUUCGGUCGUCGACGGCUUUGCCUUGCCGUCCCCACCCUCGAUCGACCGGCUCUUCUCGCCGUUCAAGAACGCCAACAUGGCCGUGGGACUCGCAGCCGCCAUCAAAUGCAACCCAGCGCUGGCGCGCACGCCGUGGAUCACGCGUGUGCUCGAUGGCUUCAACGCGCGAUCGGACGCGUCACAUCGCUUGGUCGAAGCGCACCUGGACGCCGCCGCCAGCUUUCUCUUUCUUGCACUGCAUGAAGAGCCACGCGACGACACCAUGUUUGACGCCUUGAUCCAGGUCUAUGGUGCCGGUCUCCUGCCGGGCGUGCGAUGGAUCGUCACCAAGCACAAGCAUUUGCUUCCGAUCGGCUUUGCGUCGCAGGUCGUGGCAUACGUCACUGCGGUGGUCCCGGCGCUCGUCAAGGUGCCGCUGGCACCGCGCCCGGAAAGGCAGCAUUAUCGUACACGAGACGACUUGUUCUCGAAGCCAAAGACGCCCAAGCAGCACAUGCUUGUGCGCGAUGCGAUCGAGCUCCUCCGGUUGCUUGCCCCCGCGCAGCUGCCAGCGUUUGUCGAGGAGUGGCUGCACCGCCUGCCCAAGACGCUGCAAGUGACGGACGAGGUGCUCUUGCCAGUGGCCGCACUCGUCGUCGACGAUGCGCCGCUGUGUCGCCAGCUACUGGACGCGGCGAGCCGGCAUUCUGCCAUCGCACUGUGCAAGAGCUACUCUAACGGGGAUGCCGAAGACGACGAGUGGGACACCUCGUGCUAUGAAAGGGCCAUGGUGCCCCGCAUCCCGGCCACGAUCGCCGACCUGGAGAUGCAAAUGGCGACACAGCGCGACGCAAGCGCGUCAACACCAAAGCGUCAGCGUCGCGCAUAAAAAGUACUCGU
This is a messenger RNA of Saprolegnia diclina VS20, 2585 nucleotides long. RefSeq lists its product as hypothetical. The transcript is spliced from 2 exons. The record is from RefSeq and is a predicted model, not a curated record. The coding region runs from base 7 to 2574 and encodes 855 amino acids. Lineage: Eukaryota; Oomycota; Saprolegniomycetes; Saprolegniales; Saprolegniaceae.